Messenger RNA from Asparagus officinalis (garden asparagus), 1252 nucleotides. RefSeq names its product protein trichome birefringence-like 25. Gene Ontology annotation, cellular component: Golgi apparatus. The record is from RefSeq and is a predicted model, not a curated record. NCBI's taxonomy places the organism in Eukaryota, Viridiplantae, Streptophyta, Magnoliopsida, Asparagales, Asparagaceae. The transcript has 3 exons. Bases 21 to 1181 code for a protein of 386 amino acids. Gene Ontology annotation, molecular function: O-acetyltransferase activity.
GAGAAAGUAGAAGAGAGGUCAUGGCAAUUGAGCACUGGCGCCAAAUACUUAUGCUCCUUUUCAUUUCCCUUGUGUUCAUUGGCGCGGUGAAUGCUGAAUUUCUGCGCUUCAAACACCAAAACUCUCCCAUAAAAGAACAAUGUGACAUUUUUCGCGGAAAAUGGAUAUCGGACCCUUUGAAUCCGCCAUAUACCGAAAACUGCAACUCCAUGGACUAUUAUCUGAAUUGCUUGAAAAAUGGUCGGCCUAAUAGAGAGUACCUUCACUGGAGAUGGAAACCAUACGACUGUGAUUUGCCUCAUUUUGAUUCGGAGAUUUUUUCGGAUAUGAUGAAAGAUAAAUCCUUUGCAUUCGUUGGCGACUCGCUCGCUCGCAAUCAGAUGGAGUCACUGAUGUGUCUGCUCUCCAAGGUUGAGGACCCGCAGCUGGUGUAUCAAGACGCGACGAUACCACGCACCAGAACUUGGUAUUUUCCGUCCUUCAACUUCAGUCUCGCUUCCAUUUGGUCUCCUUUUCUUGUGCAACCUGAUAGUCCUAUAGUAGAUGUCCUCUCAAGGCAGCCCAUACGGCUGCAUCUCGACAAUGUUGACAGCAGUUGGGCGAGUCGAUACCAUGAAUUCGACUAUUUACUAGUUGGUGUCGGAGCUUGGUUUGAUCAUCGUACCAUUAUUAUGGAGAACAACUCCGUUGUUGGUUGUCACGAUUGUAAAUACGAGCGUAUGCCUGAAAUUGGGACGCCUUACAUUUACCACAAAGCUGCAGAGCUAGCUUUCAACUUCAUGAUCGCGUCUGAGCACAAACCAUUCGUAAUGUAUAGAACUCACACUCCGAAUCACUUUGAAAAUGGUCGUUGGGAUCAGCACGGGAAUUGCAAUAGAACAAUGCCGUUUAAAGAAGGCGAGUUCGAGGGUGACGAGCGAGAUCGAGAGCUUCUAUCCAUAGGUAGAGAGGAUUUUACGAAGGCAGCGAACAGCGCUGAAGGUUGUGAGAACUUGAGACUGUUGGAUAUUUUCCAUCUCUCUGUGCUUCGACCAGAUGGGCAUCCAGAUAAGUACAGAGGGCUUGAAGGGCUCCCAAAUGACUGCCUGCAUUGGUGCAUGCCCGGUCCGAUCGAUGCUUGGAAUGAUCUGAUGAUGGAGAUGAUACUCAGGCGCCGUGAAGAGCUCGAACAUGGUUAUUGAGGAGGCGCGCAACCCUCGAUAUAUAUUUUCAAAUGUAUUGGGCAAAAACUAGCAAAUAAUUUCUUUUCUUA